UGUGCAGGAGCACCUCGGGGGAAGGCGGCCCGCACACUGAUGUGCUGUUUCUCUCCCUUGGUGCUGUGGGGAUUCUCUGCAGUUUGCCAGGCUCUGGUUGUCUCCAGGGAGGUGAGCGGCCGGGAGGGCGAGACGCUUUCCCUGCGCUGUUGGUACGCGAGGGGCUACGAGGGCUACAACAAGUACUGGUGCCGCGGGGCCGCGCGGGGCUCCUGCCACAAAGUGGUGGAGACUGCGGGGCGAGAAGUGCCGCGCCAGGACGGCCGCGUCUCCAUCACGGACAACCACGUCUUCUGCGUGGUGCUGCUCACCGUGGAGGAGCUCUGCAUGGAGGACGCUGGGAGCUACUGGUGCGGGGUGGAGCGGGCAGGCAGGGACAUCAUGGAGCCGGUCACCGUGAGGGUGAGACCAGCUCCCAGCCCUGAGCCCUGGCUCUCCAACACCACAACGGAGUUCCCCCACACUACGAACAUCUCUGCUGCAGGUGCGGGGCUGCAGAAGGAAAACACCAGCCUUCAGAAGGGUCAGGAACAGCCCCCCUCCUCUCCUCCCAACCUCUCCAGGCCAGCCCUGCAGGUCCUGCUGCCCACAGUGUUGCUGCUGCUCCUCCUGGCUGUGGCUGGCUCUGCUGGGCUCAUCCACGCCCUGCGGAGGAGGAGAAGUAAGGAAGUCCUACAGAAACCCCUGGGGUUGGUGGGAAGCUCCCAGCUGCGCUCACCGGCAGUGCAGGCACAGCAGCACCAUCAGGCUGCUGGGGACACCCCACCGCCUCGCACCAAAGGCCUCGCAGCCCCCAAACAGCCGGGAGAUACCGCAGAGCUGAACAGCAUCUACGACAAUGAGCUGCACCUCAGGAAGGGCACCCGCACUGACAGCAGUGACACAGAGGAGCAGCGCAGUGAGCUGGGGGACGACGGAGUCUACGUCAACAGCUGAUGCUCGAGAGGAUUCCCUGCAGUCCUUAUGGGACGUCGCUUGUGGGCGUCGCUUCAGGCUUUGCUCUGAGCGGGGCAGGGAGCAGCAGCCCCCUCCCCGUGUCCUCGCUGCAGUCUCAGCAGUGUGACGGCCUCUGCCAUGGGGCUCUGGCCCUGCUCCAGCCCAGCUUCCCUCCUCUGCUUUGCUGCUGUGGAUUGAGCGGUGCCCCCAGGAUGGGAGGAACCCAGAUCCCCAUUCCUUUGUAUGCUGAUGCACGGGGCAUCCUCCUGGCUUGGCAGCACGUGGGUUGCUUUAGAUGUAUGUAAACAGCAAUAAAAAAACACCCUACAGGACUCAGUGCAGAGAGAUGAAGAUCCUGAAGUGAAACAAGGGC
This is a messenger RNA of Centrocercus urophasianus (Greater sage-grouse), 1309 nucleotides long. RefSeq names its product CD300 molecule like family member f (gene CD300LF). Gene Ontology annotation, molecular function: transmembrane signaling receptor activity. Gene Ontology annotation, cellular component: plasma membrane. The transcript is spliced from 6 exons. NCBI's taxonomy places the organism in Eukaryota, Metazoa, Chordata, Aves, Galliformes, Phasianidae. The record is from RefSeq and is a predicted model, not a curated record. The coding region runs from base 40 to 936 and encodes 298 amino acids.